UAGGGUGAUUUGCACGUAGAUUUGCGCAAACUCGAUGCGGUCCUGACAAAGCUGCACGCUGCGCAGACGUGCUUUCUCUGCCGUUACGUCGGGACCUCGGUGUCUGGUUUCUGCUCAUGCUCACAGCGCUCACGGGGACAGGAGGAGUGGACCUGGCUGCAGCUGAUACAUUCUCAUGAUGUAAUGCUGCCUGUUUGGUGACUACGGAUGGCUGUUUGCGCGCGGCUCUGCGGAGUGGGGCAGUCCCGGAGGUGCCGCAGGCGUCAGCGGCAGAACCAGCAGGACCAGUGCAGCGAUUCGGACAUGGACGAGGAGGAAGAGGAGCGGAUCGUGGCGCCGAGGCAGACCGACGUGUGCGGAGGCCCGGAGAGCUCCAGCGCCGUCACUGCAGGGCCCAAUGACGCGGAUGGGGAUUUUAGCAGCGGUCACGGCGGCGAGCAGACCGACACGGGUCCCCCACACCCGCAAGCCCUGUCCGAACUACCGCCGGAGCUUCUGGUGGAGAUUUUUUCCAUGCUCCCCGGGAUAGUAUUACCAAAUGUCGCUCUCGUUUGCAAGAAAUUCAGACAGAUCUUGAACACAGAGACCAUUUGGAGAAGGCGGUGCGUGGAAGAAUUUGGAAUGAAGGAGGAUCUGCGAAAAAUGGAAGUGGGGGCAGCAUCCAGCAGAGACCUUUAUGUUAAACUGCUUUAUCCAUACAGACACAUUCUGGGCAUAUGGCAGCCUGACAUUGGGCCUUAUGGAGGACUCCUCAAUGUUGUAGUGGACGGGCUGUUUAUCAUUGGCUGGAUGUAUUUACCACCUCAUGAUCCAAGAGUAGAAGAUCCAAUGAGAAGAAGGCCUCUUUUCCGGAUUCACCUUUGGGAAAGUAAAAAGGCAACAGUGGAGUGUAUGUACGGGCACAAAGGUCCACAUAAAGGAGACAUUCAGACUGUGAAAAAGGACGAGUUCUCUACAAAAUGUAAUCAGACAGAUCACCACCGCAUGCCUGGAGGCCGGCAAGAGGAGUUCAGGACGUGGCUGGAGGAAGAAUGGGGCCGAACACUGGAAGAAAUCUUUCAUGAGCACAUGCAGGAGCUCAUCCUAAUGAAAUUUAUUUAUACUAGUCAAUAUGAUAAUUGUCUUACAUAUCGGCGGAUAUAUCUACCACCUCCGCUGCCUUCAGCCCUGCUCCAGCCCGGCCUCUUCAAGGGCACUUACGGCAGUCAUGGCCUGGAGAUUGUUAUGCUGAGUUUCCAUGGGACGUCAGCAAGAGCCACUAAGCUCACGGGAGACCCCAACGUUCCGGCUGGACAGCUCACUUUAGAUGUGGACCUCGGUCGGCCUGUGGUGCUUCCGGACCUGGAGCGUCAGAGGAACAUUGAGGAGCUGUCCCGCCUGGUGCUGGGGGUGCAUGCCGAGGUGCAGAGAGACAUGGAAGGAGCCUCUACUGCAGCUGCAAACAGCACAGAAGAGGGCGCAUGUGGUGGUGAGGAGGGAGGUCCAGACCAAAGCGCUGCCUCAGAAAACUGCCAGCCAGAGACCAGCGGCAGCACAAACCCACCUGAACUCCAGCCGUUUGUUCUGCCUUUGGGGGUGAUGGCACGCAAUGAAGUGUACCCCCGCACCUGCAGGAAGUGUUUCUAUGGCACUGGCCUGAUCGCUGGGCAUGGGUUCACGAGUCCGGAGCGUACCCCAGGGCUCUUUGUGUUAUUUGACCAGGACCGGUUUGGGUUCAUCUGGCUGGAGCUGAAGUCCUUUAGUCUGUACAGCCGCCUCACGGACCACCUGCCCCACGCACAGGCCCCUAACAUGGAGCGCUUUGAGGCCAUGCUGCGAAAUAUGCAGUCCUGGACAUCCUGAUGCAUCCAGCUUUAAGUCUACAGUCACGUGCAGAUGGACCACGCACCCACCACUUGGUUCCAUAAGUAAAUUUCACAUAAAUUUUCCCAUAGACGAUCAGAAAAAAAACAAUUCUGAAAGUCUGCUUAAAGAUGCACUGUGUAACGUUACUGGUGGAGGGUCCGUCAAAUACUUUUCUCCAUGGAGAUUUUUAUUGCUUUGAUUGGAAUGUUUCACAGUAUGGUACUAAACAUUUCUAUCUGCAUGGAGACCAAACCAGACCAAGUUAUAAGUCAGAUCUGUGGAGAGGCAAGCCCACUCACAGUCAGAAAGCCUGUUUUUCUAGGUAUGUUUGAGCAAUAAAACCACCUGUAAUUGAAUAAAUGUAAGGUAGAUCUAAUGUUAUACUGUGGAACGUUCUAAGCAGAACAAUGAAAUAUCCAUAGAAACAAGACAGUGACGAACAUCCAACCGAAAAUACAGACCUUUAAAGAUGCACUGUGUAACUUUCCGGGUAGAGGGUUCGCUACCAUGGAGAUGUUGUUGCUUUGCUGGACAUUUUUCACACUUCUCACUUAUCUAUUUCCAUGGAAACAAGCACCAUGCCAAUUGACAGGUCCAGUUUGUGGAGAGGAGAUCCCACUUACAGUAGAAUGCAUAUUUUUCAAGUCUUUGUUUUCUGUAAAAAAAUAUAUACAAAAAUAUAUAAUUAAGUAAUAAGCAAGUUUGUUAGACUCUUACUAGAAAGGUUAAAUAGUGCACCUUUAAGGCUAAGUAGCUAUAACCACUGCAUGGCAUCACAAGGUGGAACAGAGCAUUUGGAGCUUUGGAGAUGUAGACAGACUAAUAAUAAAAUUACUAAUUACUCAAACGUGUGAGCAUGACUUGACUAAAAGCUCAUAAGAGUCAAUUUUGUGUAAUAUAGGGCCUUUUAUGUUUGAAUUUUUUGAAAGUCUAUGGGAAAAAUUGAAAUUUUUCUUCCAGAACAGCAUGGGACUCUGAAGUGAGCGGGACUUGAGCUCCAUUCGCCCUAUGAACGCACGUGUCACUUCCUCUGUCCUUCGCCUGACAAUGUUAUGACCACAUUUACUGUUAACCUUAACUCCACUGGUUUUAUCUUUGUUUCCAUCAUUAAACCCCAGACACAGGUUUACUGUCCAGUUAAAGGUGCAUUACGUAACUUUUUGCUGGAGAAUCCGUCAGAUGCUUUUCCCUGGAGAUGUUAUUGCUUUGUCUGAAAAGUAUCACAGUGUAGUAUUGAACUUUUGCGUCCAAACCAAGUUACAAGUCAAGUCUGUGGAGAGGCAAACCUUCUCACAGUCAGUUUUUCUAGCUAUUUCUGAACUAUAAAACCACCUGUAAUUGAAUAAAAGUAAAGUAAAGCUGUUUAAUAUUACAGUGUGGAGCAUUCUAGGCAGAGCAAUGACAUAUCCAUUGAAACAAGCAGGUGAAGGACCCACAAAAAGUUACACAGUGCACCUUUAAACAAGUUACACCACCUCACAUUUUGCGCCAAUUUUCCUUUAAAUAGUACUUGGUCACUUUCUCUUAUGACCUUACAAAUAAAUAUUGCCAGGCAGCAUGAUCAGGUCACUAUAAGUAUCCUAUUAAACUAUAAGUAUGUCUAUUUAUUCCCCACCCGAAGAAAGUGAAUGAGCAUUUUUAACUCUUCUUACCGAUAGAAGUGUAUGUGCCUCUGACUAUUACAAUCAUGUCUGUACUUGAUAGUGCUUGAAGGCCUCUAAUGUAUUCUACAAUAUAGUAUUUCACUUGUUAUUUCGCAUGUUGCAUAUUACUCAUGAGGGAUUAUAUCAUAUCUGACCCAGUAUCAUUAAUAAAGGUGCAAUGCACAACUUUUCUGGUAGAGGGUCCAUUACCUGCUUGUCUGGAGAUGUUAUUGCUUUCAUAUUAAACAGAUUUAUCUAGCAUUUAUUCAUUACGGGUGUUUCUAUCGCUCAAAAAUACAACAAUUUUCUCUGUGAGUAGGCUUGCCUCUCCGCAGAUCUGACCUGUAAUGUAGCUUAGUUGUUUCCCUUGAGAUAUAUAACAUUAAUCUCUACUGUGGAACAUUUUAGACAAAGCAAUAAGUACUGUAUAUCUCCUUUAAGACAUGAAGGUGGCGGACCCUCCAUUAGAAAAGUUACGCAAAGCAGCUUUGAUUACACAUUUCGGUUAACAGACAGUAUGUUUUUUUCGUAGCCGCAAGUCAUUAAAACACAAAAUAUCUAUGUAAAUACAGUAUAAAGUAGAAGUAUACUUUUCUACUAAUGUACAAUUGCCUAGUAGUGAUGUAAAGUGGACUUUAUGAUCACUUUUUCUUGGUUGCAGAUUGCUUUCUUAGAAUGAUAUGUUAUUGAUCUUUGGACCCUUCUGUAGUGAGAUAUACUUGACAAUGACACUUCUACCACGCCCACCAGAGUACACGGGUCAGAAAAUUACCGCAGUUUAGUAUAGCCUCCUAGACAUAAGCUGUAUUUAUUUAAUGUAUCAAAAUAUACAAUUUAUGUGCUUUUGACAAGGUGUCCUAUCUUUAAAAAGUAUUGCAUUUGGUGUUUGUUUAAAAUUGGCUGACAUAAUGUUUGUAUGGCUGUGCAUCUUUAUUAACUUACCAUUUCAGUUUUGCCAAAAAAUAUAACUGUGCAAGCUUAAAGGGCCUAUAUUACCUAUUUUUGAUCUAUGUUAUAAUUUUGUCUCCCCAUGAAAAACAUACUCGGAGUUGUGUUUUUUUGUAUUCACACGUUUAACACACAAACCCUGCGUCAUUUGGGUGGUUUCAGCCCUGGAAUUGUCAAUCUCUACUGAACUAAAGGUAAAAGGUAUCUUGAAAUCACUGCAUGACAUCACAAGGUGGUGCUUUUUGAGCUUUGGAGAUGUAGACAGACUAAUAAUAAAGCAUUACUGAAACUUGUGUGAAUUAAACAAAACACAACUCUGGUAUGUUUUUUGAAACGGUAACAAUGUUAUAACAUGGGUUAAAGAUCACAAGAGCCAAUUUUGUAUAAUAUAGGACCUUAAACGUAAUUUAACAACCAAUAAGCUACUGAAGUGCAGCUCCGAAUUUAAAGGAAUACUACGUAAAAUUUCUGAUAUGGGCUUGUUACUUGCCUGUCUCCAUGUGUAUAUGCUAUUGCUUUGCCAGGAAUGUUCAGCAGUAUGGGCUUUAACUUGUCCAUUGAUACUUUGACGUGACAUCUCACUGGGGGUGUUAUACAUGAAUUUCUGUGAUGGAUUGUUCUGCAGUUACCAUGGUGAUGCAAUGCACACAUGAGCAAAGACUGUCAAAGGCUUAAAGAGUAUCUCAAAUGUUGUAGUUCCAACAAACUCAGCUCUUUGUGAUCAGAUUGUGUUAAAACGAAGCUUAGAUCAAAGUCUAAUUUAAGUAACAGCUUCAGACAGAGUAAUACCCCCAGAUAGCAUCACACCCCAAGAGAAUGCUGAUGUAAAAUUGGGUUUUUUCUUUUGUUUAAAAAAUCAAAUAAAAAUCACACAAAAGCACUACUGUUCUCUCACAAACUGUACUUGUUUUCGUGGAGACUGAUUUUAGUUUAAAGUCAUACUGACGAGCAUUCCAGGAAAUCUAAAUCAUCUACACGAAGGCAAGCAGCUGGUGGACCCUCUACCAGAAAUGUUCCAUAGCGUCCCUUUAAGUAAAAGUCUGUAUGUCUCAUUAUGGCCUGAUGGUAACGCCCAGUAGCUUUUUAUCUUCUACAAGUGCACUUUUCUGGGCUGUAUUCCAUUCAGAACCACUGGCCUGCACUUUGAAAAAUGAGAAUAACUUUAUUAACUUGUGCAAAACGUUUGUCAGCUCAUUUUGUCAGCUAUUUUAUUAAUUUAUUGAAAUUUUAUUGUGUUUUUGGUGUAUUUCUUGUGUGGACUCGUGCGGUCCUUAUGUACACAGCUUUCAGAAUGAUUUGCCUUUGAUUGUCUAGUUUACAUGUUCUGCUUUUAAUGCCACUAGCCUAGUCUAAAUUUGGUCCAUUGAACUGCUCACUUCAAACUUCAGGGAGUUUUGAGCUUAAGCGCUAUUCUCGGUAAAUAAAUUAAAAACUUUACAAAAAUCCA
Molecule: messenger RNA, 5883 nt
Organism: Boleophthalmus pectinirostris (great blue-spotted mudskipper)
Lineage: Eukaryota; Metazoa; Chordata; Actinopteri; Gobiiformes; Gobiidae
Gene: fbxo31
Product: F-box protein 31
Molecular function (GO): protein binding
Source: RefSeq, a predicted model, not a curated record